This is a messenger RNA of Cinara cedri, 24509 nucleotides long. The record is from the annotation of a GenBank genome assembly. NCBI's taxonomy places the organism in Eukaryota, Metazoa, Arthropoda, Insecta, Hemiptera, Aphididae.
CAUCGGACGGCGGACGUUCGUUUCGCGAUAAGCGCGCGCGUAAUAUUUUAUACAAAUCGUAUAGGUAGAUACGCGUUUUAUUAUAUACGUCUGUAUAAAUUGUGAUUUGCGACCCACAGCGUUUCGGCGUGGCGCACGCGUACACUACGUAUAUACAAACGUAUUUUUUUUUCACACACACACACACACACACACAAACACACACAUAUAUACACGUAUACGCGUACUUACUUUUACAUUUGUGUAUAUGUAUAUUAUAUAUAUAUAUGUACGCGUUUCGCUAUAAACGAGCACUCCUGUUAUUGCGCGCGUACGGCCGACGCCGAUUUUCGAAUUCUGUCGUUCGCCCGCAGUCGGUCCUCAUAGAUUCGCCGAUAUUUUGCGACAAUAUACGAACGUCGAUUUGUUUUAUUUAUUCGUUUUUUCUAUUUUUUCUUAUCGUCCGUCGUUCCCGUCUCAGCCGGUCGCCGGUAUAAUAGCAGCAUCACCGGAGCUCGAAUUAUUUCUUUUUGGGUGUUUCGCGGCACCCCGUACACGCCGCCGCCGGUCGACUCCUGCACGAUAAUAUACCGUUCAGCUAGAAUAUCUUUUAGUUUUUAUCGAUCAAAUCGGUUUUCACGCGGACCGCCGGAACAAACCACGAUGGACGAUUCUUGGUACAAAUCGGUAAGUCCGUCCGGCGGAAAAUCCGUAAAUGUUAUUCUUAAUAUGAACGGCGCACUUGAGUGUUCAUAUUUGGGAUGGGGGGGGGAGUAUAAUUAAGUGAUACAAUUAACACACUCUCACAUAUGCACCCCGGUUGUACCACGAGCGUCAUUUGAGGGAUUCAGACUAUAAUCCGGCAGCUUUAUUUUUUUAUUUUUGUGUUUUCGGCUGGCAUAAAAUGUUAUUUACCUAAUUGUACAAUAGUGGAUUAAAUGUAGACAGAAAAAUAUACAAAACAGAAAUAUUUCCCUCUUCUAUUAUUUGAAUAUUAAAAAUUAAAGUGGGAAUACGAGUUAUCAAAGAAAUCGAAAAUUUUAUUUUUCUUUUCCGUGAAAUAAACAUGGUAUACCUAUAUAUAAUGGCUUGAUGUAGGAAAAAAUUGGCCCGAUUCAAAUGUUUGCAUUCCAAUUGAAAAACUGAAAUGACGCCUCUGGGUUGUACCCGAGAGACCGAACUAACUUCUCGAAUUAAAAUAAUAAUAAAAAAAAAAAACAACAGCAAAAUGUUCAACAUACUAUUUACGUAUAUGACCUACGCUCAUGCGUAGGCCACUGUCGUUAGGUGAGAAACUAGAAAGUAGAAUUAUAUAUUUAUAAUAUAUGGCUAUUUAGUUUAUGACUGCAUUGUGCAAUAAUAAAUCGUUGAAAACGAUUCUGAGCGGAAGUCGGUUAUUUAUUCGUUCGUUGAUAAAUUUAUAUUGAAAAUUGUAUUCAAUAAUGUAACAAAAAAAUAAAUGACUAUUGUUUUUUUAUGGACUUCGUCACAAAUUCGAACUAGUAAACAUGUAUGAAAAAUAAUGAAUUAAGGCUCACUUUUUUUUUUUUCAUCAUAAAGUAUGAACCCCGUGUCAAAUAUUCGAAAACCAAAAAAUAUUCAAAAAUGUCAAAUACUAGUAGCUUAUACUAAGUACUAAGUAGCUUAUACUAAAGAACAUGAACAGCGCCGAAGUAUUUUUAAAAUCGAACCACGUCUAAGGAGUAUAUACUAAUAUUAUAAAAAAUCAUCGGACAAAAUUACGGAUCACCGGGAAUACUUUUCACCGGGUAACAACGAAUAACAAAAUCGACUUUAACAGAAUCCGUUGUAAAUAAUGCACUGAUACUUAUUAGAUUUUUUAAGAUGACAAAAUCAUCAACCGGCAUUAAUGAUUGGAACAAGAUUGAAAAUUGAAUUACUCUUCGUUUUUUUAUUAUUAAUUUAUCUUUGUAAAAAUUAGCUCUCCGGCAGAUCGCUCCUAUCGCCUCCUGAAAUACACCUAGAUAUUCCUAAGUGCAUAUUUUCGACUCGAGCGAAAAUACGAUUUAUAUUGUACGUACACCGUAAAGACGAGCAAAUAUUGUUAUUGUCAGUUACUAGCGUGUACAAUUUACUAAUUAUAAUUUUUUUUUGUUCUGUUCGAACAUUGCAAUGAUUUACAACUCGCAAACGUUUAAUUUUUAUUUAAUAUAGUUUUUUUUUUUUUUUUUAAUUUAUUACUUAUUGUAGUUCCUACGCGCGUAUUUUCAGUCGAAAUUACAAACGGUGGUUACUAUAAUAAUAUACGCGUCGUGUUUGCUAAUUUUUUAUUUAAAUUCGUUUUCGAUAGGCGUGAAAAACGCUCAUCACGAACGAAACUUAAAAGCGUUUUUACCAUGGAUAAUAAUUAAGCGAAAUCUCGUACAAUAAAAAUAAUAACGUGUACCUGUAGGUGUUUUUUUUUCUCUUCACGGAUUACUCCGGAUACGCUGAAAAAAAAAGAACCAAUAUAGCGCAAACAAACGGAACGAAUAUGUUUGGUUUUUUUUCGUAGUAUUUACGCGUUCGCUGAUUUAUUUAUUAUUAUACAACAUAUUAUAAUACAGGCGAGGACGUUAGAAUGAAAACUAGAAUGAUAUUAUAAUUUUUCGUAACUUGUCAGAAUAAACCGUUCUAUUCGUUUUCAAUGAGAUUUUUGUUUCUUUGUCGGGGGCAGCCUGCCUGAAUGGCUCCGGUCUUUAGUUUGUUGAUUCUCGAAUACGACACAAAUUCCGUAGUGGCAACAUUAAAAUGUUAUACAAUCCGAAACUCACAAUCGAAAAUAUAUUUAACUAAUUAAUUAAUUAAAUAGACAGGUUUUAGCCUGAACUUAAUUUUUAUGGAAUGUUUUUUUUUUUUAAGUAUUACUAAUAAGUUUUGUCCCGUCUAAACUUAAUGGCAGAUAAUGAUUAAUAUAAUGAUUGGUAUAUAUGUCUAUACACACUAUUCUCUCGCAUCGGUUCUGACAAUAUAGCGAAAUUAAGUCAUUCGGAACGUAAAUCGCUGAGAUGGAAUUGAAAUUUAAGUUUAAACACAAACAACACAAUUUAAAGAGGAAAAUAAUUUUGAAGGUUAUACGUAUUUUUUUUUUUUUUUUAAACAAAUAUCAUACAAAAUAGUUUCAGCUAUUUAAAAGAAAAAAAAACUAACGUGACUAUAACAUUAUAAAUGGAAGUAUUUUUUAUAAAGUAAUAUAAGUAGCGUUUAUUAAAUCUUAAUAUUGAUAAUGAUAUUGAAUUUAUUGGUUCAGUUUUUUCAUUUUAAUCGAGAUAUUAUAAACGAUACAUUUACUUUAAAAUUAAAUUUAAACCACAAACUCGUUUUUAACCUCUUAUGGAGAAAUCCUAAUUCGGCGCGAAAUGGUAGGUUAGGAAUUUGUGUUGUCUAAUAUUAUACAGGAGCCGUUUGGAAAAAACCGGAACCAAACGGGCCUCGCAUAAAUUGUAAGUAAGUAAAGGUAAGAAAAAUUCCUCGUUUUUUGAGAUACUCGUAGUGUGUGUUUUUCUCUUUUUCCUCUGCUUUUUUUUUUCGGUUUUUCACAUUUGUCGAAAAAACAUCAGAGAGAAUCUAAAAAUGAUCUCCUUAAUUUACUAUGGAGAUAAAAUUUCCUUUCAGAAAAUAAACUACACUUGAUACAUCGGAGCAAGAUUUCUGGUAGAAAAGUUUGCACAACAAAUCGAGGAAUAAAAAUAGUCUGAGUGAGCGACAGCUGGAUAAACUUAAAAUGCAUUUGUUUUUUUCCUGUUUGAGUAAAAGGAAAAAAAUAAGUGAAAAUAUUUUUUUUUUUGAAAUACAGGUUUGAACUCGUGAAUAUAAGAAGGACAAUAUAGAGUUAUUUAAUAUCCGCAUAAUAUAAGAAAUUCAAAAAGUUUUAAUUUCAAAAUAUAGUCAGUCUGCUCAAUUCUGACUUUACCACCGCUCGAAAAUCGGCAAUAUACAUAUGUUCAAAAUAAAAAAAAAAAAUUGAAAAAUUAGAUUUGUUCCACAUAAUUCUUUACUCAAACGAUUUUUAUCAAAAUUUUAUAUUAAAAUUCCUUUAUAAAAAAAAAAAAAUACUACACUAAACUCGAUUUUUUUUAGAGAAUAUAUUCUACAGAAUAAAAAUUACGUAUAAAACUAGCAAAAUUAAAUUGUCUAUAAAUAGCUCAAAAAUGGCUUAAAUUUGUUAAAAAUUUUACAGUAUCUAGAAAAAGCAAAUAUAAAUUGUCUGUUUAAAUUUUAAGUCCAUAGGAUCGAUACGAAUAUUUUUAACUGAAUUACAAGAAAUAACAAAAUUAAAAAUAAUAAAAGCAUUAUUAUCGUAAAUUUCCCGUUUUUUUAUGUUUCCCAGAUAUUAUUAAAACCACUAGGAAAAUUAAAAAAUGACCUACUAAAAGUACCAUCUAGACAAAUUUCUUUUCAGAAAUAGUGCCACGCGUAUAUAUCUGAGCAAGAAUUAUGGACAAAUUUUUGUACACAGGCUAAAAAAAUAAAAAAAAAAAAAAAAACAUCUUAGUAAAACUAUUAAAUUCUUCANACGCGGGUAUUUACAGUAUAUACAGUAUAAUGUUAAGGUUAACGGGGCUUUUCAAAUUGAUAUAAAAAAAAACAUGUUUAUUAUAAAAUAUGCAUGCAGGUAUAAAUAUGAUAUAUAAGUUCGACAAUGUACGAGUAUAACGGUCGACCGCAUACAUUAUAUUAAUAAAUAAUGUUUGCGUUUAUAUAAUAUAAAGAAAAUUUAUUAAUUUUAAUGGUAUUUGUACAUAUAAAACAUUAUUGUAAUUCAAUAAAUUGUAUUUAAAUGAUUAGUGAAUUUAUUAAUCGAAACGAAAAUAAAAAUAAAAUUAGUAAACGGAACCUGGCUACUCGUAAAAUGAGAAUAGUAACCGGAUGAAAAAUAAGCCACUUUCAAGAUGAUCGGGUGCACACCGAAUAAAAUCAUUGCUUAUUAAUAUUCUGACUAUAUACGUUUUAGCGAUUGAAUAAAUUUGUUUGAUCAUUAAUAUUACGAUACCUAACCUAACGUAUAUAAAUUCAGUGUUGUUUUCGCAAUAAAACUAUAUUGUAUGCGCAUGUUUAUGCAUUCAAGCAACGAAUUUUGCGGUUUUAUAAGCGCCAAAUUAAUCAGAUUCGACUAUUAUCAUCAAGCCGCUCACAUCGUUCGCGAAAAAUUAUUGUGCAAGGUUUUUACAUAGUACAUUCACAAAUUCUAAUAAUUGACACAAAUAAUUUUUUUUGUUACCCAGUUUUGUACAUAGUCAUUUAUGUGCCUAAAUAUUAAACACCAUAUCACAAGUCAGAUUUAAUUUAAUUGUUCUUUAAAUAAUAUGUUGAACAUUGAAUUGAAGCUUGUGAAUGAUAAACUCUAACUAUAAUAUAGUUUAAUACGAAAUCCGUAGCCGAACAUAAAAAAAAUCGAAUUGUAUCUAUACCAAUACGUGAUAACAACUAAUCUUAAAUAUUUGUUAUACAGUAUCGUUCUAACUUUAUACAUAUAGAUAAUUGAUAAGUGUCAACUAAUAAAUAAUUAUACAGAAUGCAGAUUGAUUAAUUAGUAUUGCCAUGUCGUAUUUAAACUGUUUUGUUUUAAUUUUAAGGUAUACGUUCGUAAACGCGUGUAUAUACAUAUUAUUUUUACGGGCCAAUGACAAUUCUCCAAAUGGUAAAUGGGUAUACGCCGUAUACCCUCCAAAACACCACUAUGUAUAUAUUAUUAUUAAACCUUAACAAAAUUGCUUGGUAUUUUUUUUUUCUUUUUAAAUUCGUGUAGCCGCUUAAAUAAUAUUGCCACGGAAAUUUACGCCGGACUCGUUUGCCUCGAAUAUUGAUUAUUCGAUAUUGUGAUUAUAAUUUUAUAUUGAUUUUUUUAAUUUGCUAAUUUCUCGAAUGAGUAAUGGUUUUUUAACUACAGAUAUUAUUCAAGGAGUAAAAGGAAUAUUUGACAUUUUUACAUGCAACUACGUUAUAAAAAUAAUCCUGUUACACCUUUUAUUAUGGUAAAAAAAAAAAAAAUCGGUUACAAUAAUAAUAAUAUUAUACAUCCAAAUGAUUAAUGGCCUAAACAAACGAACUACUGCAGUUGUUAUAGUCUUACCUAUUACGACGGACCGUUGGUCGGUCGGGUUUAAAACAAUAGUCCCAUUUGUCCGAAUAAACGAUUGCAGGAAAAGUAAAAGCGACCGCCAGUCCAGAAUCAUCGUAACGUUAUUACAAUAAUAUUAUAUUAUUACUUACACGUUAUUAUUAUAUAAAAAAAAGCGCAGCGUGGCGUCGUGUUUAAUUUCGUAACGUAUAAUAAUAAUAUUAAAAAAAAAUGAGAAUAAAAAAACAGUGAAUAGGACGUCAGCUCGACACUUGCCAGAACAAUGGCAUAAUAAAUGUGGCACAACGAUAUAUAGAUACGAAACCUAUAGGUACGUAGGAUUCUAUAAUAUUUUCAUCGGUUAUCGGAAGUAUUCAUUUAUUAUUAUUAUUAUUAUUAUUUUAUUUUUUGUUUAUAAGUCGUUGUGAUGCAACGAAAUUUGGCCGCCGAUCGCGAAAUUUCCGUGCUUAUUAUUUCAAUCGCAAACGCCAAUCUCCGGAGGUUAGCCGCGUUAUGGCAGACGAUCGCUUCAUAAUAUACGCGUUACGAAUUUCGUUUCAAUGGAUUUUUUCGAGCCAAUUUAAAAAAUAUACAAUAAUAAUAAAAACCAAGGCGAAUCUAUAGAUUUUGUACCAUGCUAAAAUACUUGUCCCGAUCGACUGUAUGACUGAUCUAUUAAUGCACAGCCUUAACCGAAGGCUGGAGUCAGAAACAUGACAUUCCGAAUGUACUCUGCAAUUAAGUUCAUUUGAACAAAAGUCAACACGUUUAAAUCGUAUUGUUUUAUCAAUUAAUUAAAUAAUUAAGUUGAUCGCUAAUUUGGAAAUUUAAAUUAAAUGAUUAAUCCAAUAAAUUAAUUAACUACCUUUGUAUUAUUGUUAUUACCAUAGUGAAAAUUAUUAAACCCAUAGUUUUUAGCUGCUAUUUUUUCUUUUAAACAUAAGGACGAUCAACGUUAAACACAGGUGGUUUAUUCCGAGAACACGACAUGGUAUACUUUUUUCAGCUCGGUAUUUAACGCACAUUAUCUAUCGAGUUUAAAUAAAUUAAAUUUUUCUUAAUACUACAAUCGGUAACUAAUAUAAUAUAUUCAAAUGGGGUUUAGAUUGUACAUUUAAAUAGUUUAAUAUUGCGUUGAAAUUAAAAAAAAAAAUUGAAAUUAAUUCAAUGUGGUGUAAUUUAAAAUUCACUAGUUAUUUUACAUUGAGUUAAUGUAAAGUUUAGAGUUUAAUAAAAAGUUUAGAUAAUUGAAAAAUUAAAACCUAAGUUAAAUAAUUCAACUUGUAACAAAUGAAUUUUUAUUUAUUUUCCAGUAGAUUUUCUCACAUUUAUUGUUUUUGUUAUUUUAUCUUCGAACGCGAGUUUUUACACUCAACGACUAGUAACAGAGGCACAGACAGAGGCUAAUUAGGGGUUAAUCUUCCCCCCUGCCAAAUUGGCUUUAAAAUGCAAUAACUACGAGGGUUUAUUUAUUGUAACCCAAUCUUUAAAUGUGCGUUAUAUUUCAGCCAAGUUGCAAGGAAAAUCUUGAUACCCAGUUUAUUUAUUGAAAUAUCGGCUUUAUAAUAUUCGAAUUUUCUUUAUAACUUUAAACUUUAUAAGUGCUAUAGUCGAGUCGGGUAGAGAAGACGAUUCUAACAACGUAGUAUUCACGAUUUCUACGUCCCCUUCCGCUGAAAAUUUCUGUGCGCUUCACUGAAUAGUAUGGCCACGGUCACUCAUAUUUACGUUCCGUGUAUCACUUGUCACGUCCAUGAAUAACACGCGUAAUACACUACCUAUAUAAUGUUCGGCAUAAAAACACCAAAUCGUAAAAUUAAUAAUCAUGUUUAUUAUAAAAUUAACGUCGUUUUUUACAACCCUUUGCUCGCUGUACAAGCAAUGAUGCCGAUUAAUCCCACUUAAGCCAGUAAACUCGAGUCCUCGUCGUACUGUUUAUUUCCACGAGUAUCGUAUAUAUUCAAUAGACACUCGAUAAUAUUAUUAUUAAUUUCGAUAUUUUUACGUUAAACACGUGCAAGUGUAAACGGUUAUUAAUCGGCGUGCGUUUAAUAUGCGUGCGUUUAGAUACCAGAUAAUUGUCUGGUAUCCAACAGAAAAAGUGCAAAAUUAUUACCCACUUGUACAGAUAAUAAUAUUAUAAUAUAUUUACAAAAAAAUAUACCACCAUAACAAUAAUGAUAAUUGCAAUAACUAAACUUGAACUUGUUUGCUUUUUUUGUUUACAUACAUACGGGGUGAUCAAUCUCAUUAUCUCGGAAAGCAUUAAAUUAUUUCCAAAUUUGUUUUAAAAAAUACUUAAGAAACAUGCUGUUCUAAAGUUUAACAUUUACAUUAUUUUUUGUCACCCUAAUUUUUGAGGGUGAAACGACUACCCGAUUUUUUAUUUUCAAAUGGUAAUCUUUUCUAAAAAUGUCAUAAAUAGAUAGAGUAGUAGUUCAAAUAAAUUUUGACUAUUACUGUUUGUUUCUAAAAUUGUCUGUAAAACAAAUGUCGAAAAAUAGUAAGACUUCUCGAUAUAAUGAGUGUCUUAUGAUAGAUUGAUCAGCCUGUGCUAUAUGCGACAGUUAACAAUACGCUUAAGUAGGUAUUAAUUUUUUUUUUUUUUUUCAAGUUUCUAAACAUAAGAAACCUUAUAUAACAGUUGCAUCUUUCAGUCCGUCCCCAGUUACCGUUACAUAGUUACGGUCGUUGAUUUGGUCGACAAGGAGAUGAUAUCAUAUAUUAUCUUUAAUUAUAUUUUAUAAUAUCUCAUAUAUCUCAUUAUCUUAUAUAAGCAGCCGUGUCCUGACUGCUAAAGAAUUAACGCAUAGCCUAAACUACUGAGGUUAGGAACUUGUAAUUUUCACAGAAGGUAUGUUUUUUACCUACUUAACUCGCUCGCAUAGAGAGCUUUCUUAACUUGUUUUUAUUAUUGUUAAUUGUAGUUUGUUUUAGUCGAUCGCGUAAAGUCUGAUAAUAUUUUACGACCAAUUAUUUAUUUAUUUUUUUAAUUAUAUUUAUUAAUUUAGAUGAUUAGCCGGGGAUUACUUUUUAACAUCCACAACUCACGUGUUAUUUUUACGGCGACGACGACUGCGACAACGCAGUCACAAAUAUUUAUAAUAGUCAUAAAAUUGUAAAACUGCGAUAAUUACCCAACAUUAAAUUUCAGGUGCACACAUUAAAACUAGGUAAUUCUAAUUAAAAACGGUUCAUUUUUAACGUUCAGAUAAUAUAAAUCGUAUUUUUUUUCAAUAACAUACGCCUAUGCAAUACAUUAUUUACCGCGGGUGAUACUCGUUGUGGACGACAUAAAUACGAUACUAAUAAAUAACAAAAAACAUUUUACGACAUCAAAGUAAAUUCAACACACCACAUAAUUUGAAGACGUAUAGUUCUGAAACCAAUCCCAUUUUUUUCUAUGCGGAUGGUAAGUGUUUUUGACAGUAGCUAAUGAAUAGUGAAAUCAUUUAAAAUUUAUUAAACAUAUUUAACGAUUUAACACGCGUUAAUUGAUUUAUUUAUUAACUUAUCAAUUUUAUUUUUUGUAAAAUUGUUACUUUCAUUGGUGGAGUAUUUGCGCUCCUCCUCUCAUACAGGGAUACUAAACCCUCCAAAGCAAAAAAAAAAAAAACUACAGUAAAAGUUCCUAAAGCAUAGUUAAGUACUUAAGUGAGUCAAGUAUCGAAAUAACAUACAUAAUUUUAUAGUCGUGUCGUUGUGCCAUUAGGUUUCCAAGCUGCGACCGAAUAUUAAAUGAGAUAAAAGUAAGGUGACGUUAUGAUAAAUAAUUUACCGUACGAAAAAACUGAUCAUUGCUGGAUUAUAGUUAGUUAUAGUUAACCGAUUAGAUUAAUAGAAUUUAUAUACAUAAGUAAUUCAUAUUGAGUUUCUUACGAAAAUGCUCAGAUAGGCACUCGUACGGAAAUGUUAUAAACUAUAGAACUAGAAAAUACGCCACUGAUUAUCCUGGUGAAAAUGUUUACCUUGAUAAAACUUGAUUGUGAAAUUGUUUUUUAAAUUAAAAUCAACACAUGACAGAUUGUAAAUUUUAUGUGGCGUUAAAAUAAAAAUAAAUUUAAAAUAAACUGAGGUCGUGUCAUUCAAAAUCAACUUUUUAUUUUCAUUAAAUUAAUGUAAACGUGAAUUAGUUAUGUUCGUAAAAAAAUUUUAGAAUGAAUGCUAAAAACUUCACCCCGACCUUGGUUUUAGAUUUUGAGUGUAGCGAAGAAUAUAUUAGUUUUACAAAGAUGUUUAUUUCUUUUUUUUUAUGUGAACAACUUUUCUACCAGCAAUUUUACUCCGAUUUAUAUUGAUAGCACUUUUUCUAAAAAGAAAUCUUACAGGAAAGGUACUUUAAAGAAGUCAUCAUUCGAUUUAUCAUUUUUUUUCUCAACAAAUGUGAAAAACCGAAAAAAAAACGGAGGAAAAACGGGAAAAUUUGCAAAAUGUAAAUUUUUUUUGUUUUGAGUUACAGUUGCAAAUAUUAUUAAAAAAAAUGUGUGCUAUCUACUGCUCAGAAUCGUUUUUAUUAAACAAUGGUUUAUCGUUGCUUACAGGUACAAAUUAAUUAUCCUUCUAUAAUCUACCUUCUUAACUUCUCACCAACAACGGUAGCUGCACCCAUCGUGCGAAGUAUGCCCGUCUUUUAGAUGAUAAUAGUACUAGUAAAGAUGAAAAAAUAACUUUCCGGUGGUUUGUAAGACCAGCCAUCACUGAGAUAUAUUUACUACAGAGAUACUUUUUCAUAAGGAGCGUGUAAAAACCUAGAAUUCCAAACUAGAAAUCCUUAUCGAGUAAGAACAAGAAAAUUAAUCAAUAUGUAUGAUUUGUUUUCAUCCGGUUCAGAUUUUUGUGGAUUUGAAAUUUUGAAAUUUUAGAUUUUCACUUUCUAAGUUACCCGUCUAUAUGAUGCUCAAAACAAAUUAUGUACUCUAUUGUUUUUGGUUUGAAAAACUUAAAUAUUGUACACCAGUAUAAUAUAAUAUAUGUUUAUUACAUCGAAAAUCGUUCAUAUUACAUUAGGUAUUACUUUUUACGAUUUGUCAUCGUUUUUCAUUGCAUUUUGAGCAUAUAUCCUGACGAAUGAAAAUACAAAAAAUGUUGUCAUACGAUCGGUUUAGUUGUGGCUAAUAUGUAUAUAAUAUUAUCGGUGUACAAUGUUUAAGUUUGUCGAACCGAAAACAAGAGUGGCUCAUUUGUUUUUAAGCAUAAUCGUACGGACGGCGUAAAUUUUUUUUACACAUUAAGAGUGAACCGUUUUAUUCAAAAGUUUAGAUUUGAAAAAAAAAACCAAUCUAUCUUAAAAUGUACUGUUUAAGAACCUAUUACACUUUUAUUCUGUUCGUAAAUCAAUACUUAUAACUGUAUAUAUGAGUUAUAAAUUACAAAACGAACGGGUUUCGAGUGUAAAACUGUGUAGGUACAUAUUAGUUUAAAAUAGGAUUUUUCCUUUUUUUUUUUAAUAACUUGUAUUACAAAAAAAUGUAUCAUGUUUGUGGUGCGUUUUAAAACCUUAUCAAAAUCUAGAAAUAUUCAAAUUAGAAAUAGAUGUCAAUGUUAAUUUUAGAUUCGGAGCGUGGUGAAGGAUCUAUUAGUUUUACUAUGAUAUAUAUUUUUUUUAUUUUUAUUUGCGUCUGUGGGCAAUUUUUAUACCAGAAAUUUUGUUCCGAUUAUCAAGUUUAACACCUUUUCUAAACGAAAAUUGUAUACGAUUGGUGUAUUAGAGAUGUCAUUUUUUGAUUUUUCAAGGAGGUUUCAAAAUAAUCGGGAAAAACCGGAAAAAAAAUUAUAAGUAAAACAGAAAAUAUUUACAGCACGGUAUACGGAGUUACCGAUUUUAAUGUUUCCUAACUAUGUUUUCUAACAGAAAUAUUGUUCCAAUAGAAAAACGAUAAGAGACUUUUUUUAUUGAAUUUUCAAUAUCGUUGGUGAGUAAGAAAAAUAUUUUUACGUAAAAACGUGGGAAAAACGAAUAAUGUACGAAAUAUAUUAUUUUCAAAUAGUAAAUAUUACGGUCUUUCAAAACGUCAUAUAUAAUAUAACCGAACUCUAAUCUGAAUCGUUUGCAGUGAUUAAUCUCUGCGUACAAUUAUGCAUUCAUUUUUUUCACUACCUUCCCAACUUUUCGCCUACAACAGUGACCCACUCAUCUUGCAAAGUAUGUCCGUUUGUUUAUUUCAAAUAUUAUUGAACGAGUUUAUUUUGUUUGUAUUUAUAGACGGAUUCGUUAAGUUGGGCGUUGACGAGGAAAAAGACCGAUUCGCAAGAAUUGGGCAAAGAAAAACUGAAUCGCGUGUUGACUUUCUUCGACCUUACAGCACUGGGAAUCGGCUCAACGUUGGGAUGUGGUGUGUACAUUUUGGCAGGAGUGGUGGCAAAGUCGAUUGCUGGCCCAGCCGUGGUAUUGUCGUUUGUCAUCGCAGCCGUAGUGUCGGCUUUUUCCGGUAAAAAACAACUGAAAAUCCCUUUUAUUUUAUCUAUUGUCUCGUUUUAAAAUGUUUUUCUUGCGGUUUUAACCCCCGAAUGUUGUUUUUAACUCGAUUUGCUGCCCAUAGCAAUUUCUUAUUAUAAAUUAUAGUUAUCAUAUUUUUUUUUUUAUGGAAUACAAAUAUCAAGAUUUUACAGAUUUAUUUUUCGUUAAUCACUUGAAAAUAUCAUUAAUUUCACGACAAAUAUCGGAAAUCUUUAGUCCCAAAUGUAUUUUGGAAUGUACUUUUUUUAGAGCUUUUAAAUUCAAACAAUUUAAUUUAAUUAAAAUGACGUUAUUAUACAUUCUGACCAUUUUGAAAUUUUUUUUUUUAUAACAGUAUCAAACAUAUUGCCUGUCUUUUUUGUUAAUAACCAAGCGAGAUAUAAUUUAAACAUUUUAAUAUUUCACACACUCUCGCAUAAUAAUAUUAUAUCACUAGGAAAUUAAAAUAUUGAAAACCCCUAUGUUCAAAUGUCAAUCAUAAAAAUUAGACUAAUCAAUUCACCUAAAUACCUAGUAAGAGACCCAACACGAAAUCGGCCAUGCUGAAUUUAAAUUUUUUACGUCGUCAUGUACGUUUGUAAUUGAAUUAAAUUUUAGUAAAAACGUAAUUUAAAACUCGGGUAAUUUCAUAUUCAAAAACCGUUUCAAUAAAUAAUGAUCUAAUUUUUGGUUACCGUCAAAACUCUUCUUUAAUCUUUAUUUUUCUAAAUCACGAUACUGGAAUAUAUUUCGUUUUCCGCGCAGGACUGUGUUACGCCGAAUUUUCCGGUCGAGUGCCAAAAGCCGGCUCCGCGUACAUUUACAGUUACGUGGCUGUCGGCGAGUUCACCGCGUUCGUCAUAGGCUGGAAUCUGCUCAUCGAACAUCUUAUCGGUAAGGACGAUGAUUAAUAAAGUUAAAAAAAUAAUAUUGCAAACGACUCGUGACUGCCGAUCGUGCUAUAAUCGCAAAAAACAGUUUACAUGGUAUUCUGUAAUGAUAUUACGUUUAUAUAGUAUGUUUAAUCAGGAAACACGAAUAUGCAACUUAAAAUACAUACACGUAUAAUAUCGAAAGCAAAUUAUCAAGUCCUGCAGUUCUUAAAGGGAUUCUUUUGAGCAUUUUUCCAAUUUUCGUAGGUAUACGAAAAGAAUUUUAGAUUCUAAGCGAAACGAGCAAUUGGUUUAACUAUAACGUGUUCUAAAUAAUUUUUUUAUUUUUACUGUUUGUACCUAUAAGUAAGUUUUCUACCAGAAAUAUUUCUCCGAUAAAAAACUUUAUUAGAACAUUUUUAUAAUAUUUUCAAUCUAGUUAGUGCAUUGAAGAGGUAGUUUUCUAUUUUUUUUUGUGGUUUUGUGGUUUUCUUAAUAAAAUUGAGAAAAGUUGAUAGUUUUUUUUUUAAAUUUUUUGUUUUCUUGGGAAAUGUAUAACUACGUGUAUAUAUAUUUGAGUUGGGAAAUUAUUUUCCCCGACAUGACCGAUUGUAGGUUUCAAAUAAGUUUUAAAAACGAUUGUAGAACCUAUCAAUUAUUUUUAAAUCGAUUAUAUUUUAAUUAGACCAUAAAACAAAAAUUAAAAAUUGAAAAUCGUAUUUUUCAACUUAUUAUAUUAUUGUAGCCUAUUGUGUAUCGUGCUUUGUCUUUUGUUUUAAUAUAUUUUUUUUUCUUGUUACAACAUGAUUUGAUCUUUUUUACUAAAGGAACUGCUUCCGUGGCCAAAGCUAUGAGCAACUACUGUGACACGCUGUUGGGUAAUCCGCAGAAGAGAUACAUGAUGGAACAUUUUCCCAUACACGUAAGUUUUCUGGCUGAAUAUCCGGACGUCGCUUCGUUCGCCGUGAUCGUUAUAAUCGCACGUAAGUAAAAAUAAAAAAAAACAAUAAGUUAUAAUAAUAAUCAACGUUCAUGAAGACGUUAAUGUAUAUUAAUACAAGGUCAGGUUUUUUUAUAUCUCGAUCUAGUAAUUAUAUAUUAUCUUCGAAUAUUUUUAAUAUAAUUCCAGUCAUUAUGAAAUCGUUUAAUGUAGAAAUGAUAAAAUUCAAAAAAAUGUUCAUAAUAAUAACAUCUUAUUCCGUAUAUAUACUAUAAAAAUUAAAAACGACGAUAGUAAGAUACGAGAAUAAUUAUUGUUUAAAAUUAGUAAAACGAACGGGUUAUCGUCUAAAAAUGAACACAAAAAAAAUGUGUAUCCUUUUUUACGUCUUCGGCUUGGAUUUCCGGUAACUUAUUGCGUCACAACUAUUGUUAUACUCAUGAAGAAUAGGUUUAUCCAAAUAUUGCACGUAUAUUAAUGUCUUUACGUAAUAAUAAAAUUAUACGCUAGUCGUAUGCAAACAAAAUUAUAUUACUUAAACAAUCUUGUAUACAUAUUGUCUAUCCGGGUUGUAUAAAAAGAAAAAAAAUGCAAACUCUUUCAAUUAUUAAUUUUUAUUAUAAACUUUUAACUAGUCGUCCAACUGCGCGUGUACGAGAGUAUACGUAACGUAUACAUGACAACAUGUCAUUAAACAGGAUUUUAUCCUAUCGUCGACAGGGUGAAAAGUUUAAAUGGUGACACAGAAAGCGGUGUUUUGUUUUGGAAUAUUGUAUACAAUUAAUUUUUUCUGACACGGAAUAUGAUAUUUUUUCUCUCGUUUAUUUUCAAAUCGUUUAAACCGUGGCCUUGUUAAGUUUGGAAAAAAAAGUUAAGUCUUACGAACGCACGACAUGGCAAAUUUGCGUUUAGCUGAACCGAUCUUAUGCUCAUAUUUAAUAUCGGAAUGGAUUGGUGAAAUACUAAACAAUUUAAAAAUAUCUAUAUCACGCUUAGAAAUUAAAAUCACUGGAAAAAACACCGUUAAAAACAGAUAAUAUUCUUACCCACCCUUAAGUUUGAUAAUGUGUUAAUUUACUCUUAUAUUCAUAUUAACGUCACAAAAUUAAUUAUGCCUAACGUAUACAUUCGCAAUGUUAUGCGCAAGACGGAGACAACAAACAAAGACGUCCACUUAAUUUUCUAGAUAAAAAAAAAACGUGUUAAAAAUUAUAAUUAUAAUUAUACGAAUGCACGGAAAUCACAGAAUUGGCCGAUAGUAUAUUAUUAUAAUUUAUUGUUCGAUAAUAAUUAUUAAAAUAUUCACUUUUUAUUAAUUUAAAAUUCAUUUACUAUGUAUCUAUUACGGUUUCGCAAUGAAAUAUAGUUCUAAUUUUUUAUCGAUAUUUGAUAAAUUGCAACAGUUAAAAAAUACCAAUGUUAUUAAUUAUAGUAUUAGUGGCUUGGGGCGUCCGCGAAUCGUCGUUCACCAAUAACAUAUUCACCUCGCUCAAUCUGAUCACCAUUUCCGCGGUAAUCGUCACCGGAUUUUUCAAAGGUACAUUAAAUAAAUACGGAUAUAAUCAUUCCUCUCUCCGUAAUAAAAAUGAUUGCAUAAUAUGAUAACAUGACGUUUACGAUUUUGACUGGAUACUCAGGAAAUUUCCACAACUGGUCCAUCCCGAAAAGCGAAAUACCGUCCGACGCAAACGGCGGUGAAGGAGGAUUUCUGCCUUUCGGUUGGGUCGGCGUCGCGGCGGGGUCGGCGAAAUGUUUUUACGGAUUUGUCGGUUUCGAUUCGAUCGCCACGACGGGUAAUUAUCAUCAUAUUACAAUAGACGUUUUGAUCUUUUUAUAAUAUUAUCCUUCGGCAGGCGAAGAAACGAAAAAUCCCAAAAAAGACAUACCGUUGGCGAUCAUGGCGUCGUUAUUCGUCAGCACUAUAGCCUAUUGCGGUAUAUCCACCGUCAUGACCCUUAUGUGGCCUUAUUACGCACAAGUUCGUUUUUAAAUAUUUUUGUUUUUUCAUUCGACUUCGUUGUAUAAGUUUGUUCAAAUUGCCUUCAGGAUGCAGAUGCACCGUUACCGGUCCUCUACGAGAACUUGGGAAUGCCGACAGUCAAAAUGAUGGUGUCCUGCGGGGCAAUAUUCGCACUGUGCACCAGGUAUUCUAUUUGUAUUUUAUUUUUAGGUUUUGAGUGUACGAUGAAGAAGCUAGAAUAACGUUUUACUAAGAUGUGGUUUUUUUUAAACACACGUUUUCGGUUAGUAGAAAUUCCCCGAUUUUAUUUCAUACCUUAACAAAUGCGGAAUUUCCGAACGGCGUAGGUAGUUUUUUUUUCAAUAUCUUUUCACUACUUAUAAUUUGUUGUUAGAUAGAUUAUACAUUAAUAAAUAUUCACUUUGUAUUAAUUUAAAAUUCAUUUACGAUUCAUUAUGUUUCACGAUAAAACACGGUUCUAAUUCUUUAUCAAUACUUGAUCAAUUACAAUGAUUAAAAUAAGGUACGUCGGGUUUUUUUACUUUUAACCAAUAAGAUCGUUUUUAUACUUUUAGUCUUUUGGGAGCGAUAUUUCCGCUUCCCCGUAUUCUAUACGCGAUGGCUAAUGACGGUCUGCUGUUCAAAUUUCUUGCGAAAAUUAACCAAACGACCAAGACUCCGUUGAUAUCCACGGUCAUUUGUGGCGUUGGCGCCGGUAAGAUGAUAAUAUUAAUUGGUGGCAGCCAAAGUCGGAUGUUUAUUAAAAUUAUUAUAUUUAAUAGCGAUAUUAAUCGUGUUUCGUUUUUCUAUUCAGGAUGUCUAUCAGCCUUAUUCAACCUCCAACAGCUGAUCGAAAUGGCGUCCAUCGGUACCUUGCAGGCGUAUACGAUCGUGUGCAUAUGCGUCUUGAUUUUGAGGUUAGUCGAACGGCGGUAAGCGUCGAUUUUUUCGACGGUUCGUGAAACGUAACUCGCAUUAUUUUUGCAUAGGUACAAAGACAACAGUCCUUCGAUUCAAGAUAAAACAACGAAAUCGAAUACCUCUUCGAUCCGCACCUGGCUGAAUUUGUCGAAUACUAAAGUACCGAACGCCGACACUCAAUACGUUUCAAGAGCAUUGAUAACCAUAUUUAGUAUGGCCGAUUUUUAUUAUUUUUUUUUUUUUUAUAUAUACGUUUAAAAUCUAUAAAAAGAUAAAAAUAAAAUUACCCUUUCUAAACAAUCAUAAAAUGACAUAGUUUGUGUAACCAAUUUUCAAUGUCGAUGGCAAAUAUUUGAAAUAAUUCCGUUGUAUUUUAUCGUUAAUAAGUCAUACGCAGUUCUUGAUUUUACAACCAAACAAAUUUUUUUGCGGGCUAUUAACCCGUCCAAAACAAAUAAAAUCGAAUUUUCACAUUAACAUUGGUUCAAUUACAAUAAAAAGAGUUAAUACUGCUAAUAAAUGUGCCACUGUUGUAGGUGGAGAAUUAGGAAGGUAAAUAUAUAGAGUGAUUUAAUUUAUAUCUUUACGCAUCGAUUGUCAACGAAAAACGAUUCUGAGUCAAGUUUGGUGAACCGUGUAAUUAAAUGCCAUUAUUUUACGAUAUUCAUUCAAAAUGUAUAGGUAAUUAGACAUAGAGUUCUUAUAAUGACUACAUUGCUUUAUUCUAUUAUUAUUAUUAUUUAACAUUAUUACAACUGGGUAUAAGUUAGUACUAAUAAAAAUUGGACGGUUUUUAAGAGAAAGGACUUAUAAGUCAAAAAAAAAAAAAAUCUACUUUUCAUUAGAGACAAAAAAACUUCAUAGUAUUUUGUUUUUUAAUUUUAAAAUUUUGAUUUUACAUUUGUUUCGUAUAUUUGUUCACGAUGCGUGAAUUAAUUAUGAACCAUUGAAUAAAUGUUUCUUUUUAGCAGAUUAAACUGACUUAAGGCCUUUAUAGUAUUUACCUUUUACGGCAUGUAUUUUCUCAUUAGGACUUGAACCUUUCUGCGUACAUUGUAUUGUGAUGUAAUUGUUUUUUCAUGAAAAAAAAGUGGGCACAUAAUGUCAAAAAUGCCACCAUGUACUAAACAACAGAAAAUAGAUUAAAAAUGUCGUGUUAAUUAUUUGUCUUCUUUAAGAAAUAAAAACAAUUUUAAAUUGUUAAUAGUUAAAGGUGAAAAUCACUUGAAACAAUUAAAUCACUCUGUAACGGGUAAAAUAUUAUGUAUGUGCGAGUAUUUUAUUUUAACCUAUAUGAUUAUUGUUAACUACUUGUUUUAACGGUAAAUUGUGUCGGUUAUUUUAACAGCCGCCAUUUAAUUCAAUUAGACUUAUGCGUUUUAUUUCAAUGUUGCAGCUGUGUUUUCGUUUGUAUUCGGAAUAAGCCUGGCGAAUAUGGAAUCGCAUCGUGGCACUGUCAAGACAGUACUGAUGCUCGUAAAUCUCGUGUCGUUAUUUGUGUUGUUGGUCACGUUACUGAUGCUGGGUAGACUGCCCGAAGCUCAAGAAGAUCUGUCUUUCAAGGUAACCAAAACAAAAACGAACAAAAUAUUUGAAUUAUAUUGCGCGUUUUCAGUGCCGCGUAUAAUCCGACGAUUAUUUUUAAUAAAAACGAGUCAAGUCAAAUACCAGUUACUUUAUAAGAGAGGCGAAAUACUUUAUAACUUUGUUUUUUAAUUUUUUUAGAAGUCAACCUUUAUAUUUUUCUUAAAAUUUGUUUAUAAUAUGUGGAUCAAUUCAAUUAGUUAUAUUCUUAUUAUUGUCUAAUUUAAUGGUAUUUAUUUCUAUUAUUAACAAAAUGCAUUUUAUAAUAUUUUGAUAACAAAUCGCAUCCGAAAUUACAGCGGAACCAUUCAAGCGUGAAAUUCCACACUGAACUGAUGCAUAAACCGAAAAUAGCCAAAAUUGACUGAAGUCCUUUCUCAUAAAAAACCGUCCAAUUAUUAUGUUUAAGGGUUGUGAAAAAAUCGAUUUUCACAAUCUAUUAUUCUCAUAACUGUUUGGUUUAUAGGUACCCAUGGUGCCGAUUAUACCGUGCUUGAGCGUUGUGUUAAACGUUUACCUGAUGAUGGAACUUGAGUACAAGACGUGGAUACGAUUCAUACUGUGGCUCGUGUUCGGUGAGUACAUUAUAUUAAAAUAUGUAUCAGUAACCAAUAGUUCUUUGGUGGUACAUGGUGACAGGGAUAAAGGAAAACAGUAUUUUCUUUCCCAUAUAGAAAUAUUGAACUGUUAUUAAGUAUUCAAAACCCGCAGAUAGUUUUGAUAUCAAAAAGGACGUAGGUAUAUUGGGUUUGACCACAUUUUAAAAAGACUUUAAAUUACUUAGUGAGGUGAGUAGGUUCUACCAAAAUCUUGUAACGGUCUAGGAAACCGCACAAAGGCCGCGUUAAUCUAAAAGAGUGAGAGCUUUGGAAUGUAGGUUUAAUAAGUCAUGUGUGAAUAAAAUCAAAAACCUGAAGAGCUAAUAACGUAUAAUCAUCUCAUGAUCUAAAUCAGUGAGACCGAGGUUUUCCUUGCCGGUCGUUUGCGGUAAUACAGGUACGUGGCUUGUACUGUUUGCUGUUGUAUUAAUUCGGCGAACCAGUCGGCGCUGCUGAUUGGUCGGCGCCUCAAUUAAUGCUCGGUGCUCGUGGCGUCGCCGGGUCGUAACCGCCGUCGGGCGUUUCGUCAUGUUCGUUUAGCGGCGGAUUGCUAAGGACUUCUGGAUUCUUUCUUCGUAGUAAGAUUCUGUUAUGUGUUGCUUGAAGAGUUGAACAGAAGUAACUCUCUUUUGCAUUGCUUGAAAGAAUGAUCAGAAACGAAUUUCCCGGCCGUUGACACAAGUUUCGAGACUGAUCCCAUAUCUUGGAAUGGAAGGUGAGGCUGGGUUGAUGGACUUAAUUGAUUUCCAGCAGUCUAGAUGAGCUGGUACGUUUUCACUCAGUAGUAACGUUAGCUAGUCCGCGAGUUUAAAGGUAGGUGAGUAAAGAAGUGGAGGUCCAUGGAACAUGUUAUGGAAUGCUGGGGUUAUUUCUUUGAUGUCAUCGAUGCCGGAGCUUUAUUGGAGAACCGUGUUCCCUUCAAACCUUGGUGAACCGGUAAUAGUGCGUAAGAAAAUAUUUUGGUGACACGUAGUUUUAUCCAGAGGUGUUCGGAAAGGAGGGCACCCCAUGCUGGGCCCACAUAGGUUAAGAUCGAAACUAUUUACAUAUUUAGUAUAAUGAGAUUGGAUCUAGUUGAAAGUGGGCUAUGAAGUGACUCUCUGGCAGCGAUGCACUCGUAUAUAUAAGUCCUGCCAGACAGCUAGUCACCUUCCAUUAGUGGAAUGUUUUUUUCUGACGAAGAAAAGACACACUUUGGGCCCAUGUUAGUGGUUACCCGGGUGUGCUUUUACUUCGUUAUUUAAUGACUUUGUUGGUCCUGAAAAGGACCGUUUUAUUACGCCGUGAUCGCUCCGUUACAGGCAGGGUAUAUCUUGUGGGACUUGCAGUCCAAUUAUUAAUAAAAUAUAAUCUAUAAGGUUUUGCACUUUUUCCCUGGUACCUAAGAAUAUAAUAUUAUGACAUCGUGUGUAUGUAGAAUAAUUAUUAUUUGAAUGCAAAUGAUUCGUUAAAAUAACAGCUUUAAUGUAUCGACCAUAACGAAUCAAAUAGCACGUCGAUUAUUCCGUUGACUGUACUCGCAGAACAUAUAGUAAAUUGAACGGCGAUCGUUUUUAUGUUGUUAUGAUUUGACGCACUCUAAAGUAUAUUGAUUCGUUAUUAUUUUCGAAAUGAAAAUUGUUUGUUUAAGUAGGUAAUAUUGUAUACGUAAAUAUUUUAUCUGUCUAUGAUUUAUACAUUACAUUUAACAAUUGAUAUAUUUUAAUCAACACACGUAUGUUUAAAUGAAUUCGGCGUAAAUUAUUUGUCGAUCGAUGGUUGCAACGCUUUACGUAUUUUUUAUAUAUAUUUACGUAUAUACGAAGUUAAGUAGUACAACUACAUUAUAUUAUACAGGGUAAUCGGUAAUUUUCAGCGAGAUACUCACUGCAAAAUUCGUUUCACCAUGAAAAACUUAAAUGGUAUUUAUUUUAGAUACCAUAUACCGACUAUCAAACAUAUACGAGUAGGUGUGUGAUAAAUAUAUAUAUAUAAAUGUAUAAUAUUAGCAUUUUUAAACUAUUAUUUUAUUGAUUACAGAAAGACAUGUAGAUGAAAACUUGAUUAAUCACGAAAAUAAUUUAAGCAACAUAUAUUAAUUUAAUUUUAAAAACGAAAUGUAUGCUUCAAAAAUGUCUUUUAUAAAUCUUUUAUAAAGAAAAAAAAAUAAAUAAAAAUAUUUCUUUACAGUUACGACCUAGUACAUUAAAUGUAUAUUUUUAAUUUAACGAAAUAUUUUAUCAAAUCGUAUAAUGUACAUUCAAAUAUUGAUUUUUCUGUAAGAUUUUACUUUUUCUUCUGUUCGCACUCCAACAAUAUUUAAAUUGUUAUUAAUUAAAAUCUUACUAUAUACGAGUGUAUAGAGUACCUAUACAUAUAUUAUUUAAUGUAGUGACCGGUGGCCACUGACCAUUUUAUACUUCGUAUAGUUGAGAUGGUUAAUUUCACUGUUUAUACGUUUUAAGGUUUAACCUCCUCAAGUGCCCUUUCAUAAUUUCACCCAAGCCCUACUCACUUAUAGCAUAUACCUAUCACAUAUAUUGAAACCACUGUCAAUCAAAUUUCGGUUAAAUAUUUUAUUACCGAAAUUAUUGUAUUAGGUAUACAGCUUAAAACUAUAAGUAUACUUUACCAAUAUAUGACAUUUUUUCAAAGCUAAAUAUUAACUAGUUAAAAAGUUAAAAGUUACGUUAAUUGUAACUUUAAAAUUACAGUUUUCUGUACGUAUUUAAUUUAAAGCAUUUGAUUUUAUAUUAAAUUAAUAAAUAACAAGUAAAUUAUUAUAUUGGGUAUUGCGAUUUCUUUUAAUAAUACUAACAAUAUGUAUUAAAUCUAUAAUCUAUAGGUAGGUACCAUUGUACGAAUAAUAAUUUUAUUUAUAAAAAUCAAUAAAAUAUGUGCGUGUGAAGUGUUAUGUCAAAAAUAAAUAUAAUUUGAUAUUCUCGGUAUAAUCUCCCGAAUCCCAAAUUGUUCGUGUUUGUUUCAAAAAGAAAUAACACUUUAGAUCGAAUCAUUUUUCCUAUUACACGAAAAUAACAAUUUUACAAAAAAUGAAUUAAAAUUAAUAAAAUAUUUCAUAUAGUUUUCAAAUUAACUUUUAUUUUAUUUUUAUUAGUAAAUAAAUAAAAUAUAUAACGUGUGUUAAACUCUGCUAAAACGAUAACGACUUUUUUUUCACUAGUCGAUUGCAAUAUUUUUAAAAUUCAGAGCCUUUUUUAUAACGCAUAAAAGGAAUUUAAUAAUAAUGAGAAGCUCAAAUCAAUGUCUUAUGUACGUGCAGUAUGUGUUGUGAAUACGUACGAUAAAGUAAGGUGCCGGAACAAAAACGUAUGCUAUUUAAAACGCGGAAAUUAACGAUAAAUGUGACUCACGAUUUCCGCGAGUCGCAAAUUAUUCGCGAAUACCUGUAUAUAUAAUAUAUUAAAAAGUCUAAUGUUCGAUAUUCAUAUCAGAAAUAUUAUUUUACAAAUUAUACUACGUUUCGUUAUACAUAUUAUUACGAGGGGGCCGUUGUCUAGUCAAGUGUUUUUUUUUUUUUUUUUUUAUUUUAUUUAAACUGAACGUCGGAAUGUGUCUGUGUAAAGAUUAAAAGACGUCGAAUCGAUAAUAUUGUUAGGAGGGAAAAAAAAAAUAAAAACUAGAUUGUCUGUAAUCGAAAAAUAUGCAUACCUUAACAAUGUGAAAAGUGAGAUACGUUGCGUCGCAGAGUCUCCUUUAAGUAUAUAGCUAACUGGGAAAAACAAUAAGUCGGUCAAAAAAUAAUAGCAUUUGAUAAAAAAAACGCCAGAACACAAGCGUACGAAGUAAUACAAUUUAAUAAUAAUAUAUUACUUUGAAGGGAAAAACAUGUUGAAUAAACAUGUACACUUUUAAAUUGACAAAUUAACGUUUUCAAAUUAACAUUAAAAUCGAAAAUGUUAACGCAAUAAUAAAACGAUUGACUCGAUUUGACCGUAUAUUAACAAUAAGAUAUUAUUUAUUAAUUCGUUCCCGGUAUUGGAAAUUUUUAAUUAGUUGAUGUUUCAAACGUUUUCGACGCGUGUAUCUGAUAUUUUGUCAAAAAAAAAAAAAUAGUCCAUACUCUUCGAGAUAAUUUUAAUUAUGUAAGGAUUAUAUUCGUAUAGAAUCUAAAAUUGUAAUAGUGACAUAUUCGGUCGAACGGGCUACAUCUAUUAUAGGUACUAUAGUGAUGUCGUUUUACUAAAAAAUGACAUUGGCCUUUUUGACCCAAGCCCCAGAAUUAAUUUCGAUUUUCGAGAUACCCUUAAGUUCGAUAUUUCUAUUCGGUAAUACACGGUUAGUUGCAUACACUUAGCGUUGAAUUUUAUGUACUAUGUAUAAUAAAUUUUAUGAUGGUUUCAGGCUUGAUAAUAUACUUGUUCUACGGGAUCGAGCACAGCGUGGAAGGCAAGAAUCAAAAAAUCGAGAAAAACACUAUUCAAUUCAAACCGCCGAAACAGUCGGAAGUAGCGAUGAACUGAUCGAAAACCGAUUAUUGGAUAAUUCUCAUUUUCGACACUCGGUCCAGCUACAAUCCCAGUCUCAGCUCAGUCUCGUGACCGUCUCACCGAAUAUUUAUAUUUAUUUAAAUUGAAUAUAUUAUUAUAAUAUUUACUUUGCUUUUACAAAAAAAAAAAAGCAUAUAUGAAUAAAGGUGUUCAUAAAUAGUAUUAAAUUUGAAUUAAAUGUCUAAAGUUUUUUUUUUAUUUUUGCCUUCGAUUGUAAUUGUUGUUAUACGGAAGUCAACCCGACGGAAAUAUGAAAUCGGGACUAUUUAUAAUUUUAUGAUAAUAAUAUAAUCGUCUCAAUCACAGAAUUUUUCUUUAAAUGUAUUAAUGGACGUUUAUGAAAAAGAUUCUAGGACAACGAAAAAAAUUAUUAUUACGGAAUGUUUUAUCACGUUAAAAGUUAUUUAUAUUUUAAUAUGUAUAAAUUAUAUUUUAAUUUUAUCCAAUAAUUUAAUUUGAUGUAAGGAAAAGAAAUUAUUAUUAUUGUUAUCAUAUUAUAGCUGUACACUUGUACAAAUAACAUUUUUGUAUAAUAUAUUAAUAUUAUUAUUAUUAUUAUACCGACCAAUAUUUAAUAUUAAAACUUUUUCUAAUUUAUCAUUUGUUUAAAUUCUGAGUGAAAUGGAGAAACUAUCACCUACUGUUAUUAAGAUGUGUUUUUUCUCCUCGA